AGGACGUGACGGACCCACUCAAGUUGGGUGUCUCUAGUGUCAGUCUCUAGUGGCUCCAGGGUUGGCGCUUGCACCGGCAUCCCCUGUGCCCCUUGAGACUGUCUGUCCCCUGCACCCCUCAUCCCGGCUGCCGGCUGGGCGGAGCCGCCCUGGCGGAUUGGGUGUGUUCCUCCCUCAGCCGGACCGUGAGUCCUCUGUCAGGGACACAGUCAGUGGAUUGCGGAUCGGUGCUAGGCUGCUGGGCGCGUGGCCACCAUGACGGGAAGCAACAUGUCUGAAUGCUUGGCCGAUGCCCUGUGCCAGCGCUGCCAGGCCCGGUUUGCCCCCACAGAGCGCAUCGUCAACAGCAAUGGGGAGCUGUACCACGAGCACUGCUUUGUGUGCGCGCAGUGCUUCCGCCCCUUCCCCGAGGGGCUCUUCUACGAGUUCGAGGGCCGGAAGUACUGCGAGCAUGACUUCCAAAUGCUGUUUGCCCCAUGCUGCGGAUUCUGUGGUGAGUUUGUUAUUGGGCGCGUGAUCAAGGCCAUGAACACCAACUGGCAUCCAGGCUGCUUCCGCUGUGAGCUGUGUGACGUGGAGCUGGCUGACCUGGGCUUUGUGAAGAAUGCAGGCAGGCACCUCUGCCGGCCUUGCCACAGCCGGGAGAAGGCCAAGAGCCUGGGCAAAUUCAUCUGCCAACGGUGCCACCUAGCCAUCGAUGAACAGCCCCUCAUGUUCAAGAACGAUCCCUACCACCCGGACCACUUCAGCUGCUCCCACUGCGGGAAGGAGCUGACCUCCGAGGCCCGGGAGCUGAAGGGGGAACUCUUCUGCUUGCCUUGCCAUGACAAGAUGGGUGUCCCCAUCUGUGGGGCCUGCCGCCGGCCAAUUGAGGGCCGGGUGGUCAACGCACUGGGCAAGCAGUGGCAUGUGGAGCACUUUGUCUGUGCCAAGUGCGAGAAGCCAUUCCUUGGGCACAGGCACUAUGAGAAGAAAGGCCUAGCCUACUGUGAGACCCACUAUAACCAGCUUUUUGGGGAUGUCUGCUACAACUGCAAUCACGUGAUUGAGGGUGACGUGGUGUCAGCCCUCGGCAAAGCCUGGUGCGUGAACUGCUUCUCCUGCUCCACCUGCAGCAUGAAGCUCACGCUGAAGAACAAGUUUGUGGAGUUCGAUAUGAAGCCUGUGUGUAAAAGGUGCUAUGAAAAGUUCCCCCUGGAGCUGAAGAAGAGGCUGAAGAAGCUGUCUGACAUGACCUCACGCAAGGCCCAGCCCAAGUCUGUGGACAUCAACUCCGUCUGAAGGUCCUCGGCCUCCAUUGGCCUGCCCGCAGAACCUUUGCCCUCCCCCACCCCUGCAAUUCCUGCUGGCCGCCUCCCCCUCCCUCUGGGAUGUCUGUCCCCAGUCUACCUUGGGGUUACAUAGUACUUUCUUCUAUUGCUGAGACCUGUCCCAGCCUCAUAGGCAUUUCUUCCUGUACACGCAGCCUCCAGGGACAGGAACCAACUGGGCUCAGGAUUAUCUGCCAUUUGCUCAGCCCACAGAUCCCAGCCUGACACUGGUCCUUUCCAUUCUCCUGGGAGAGUUUCGGUCUGAGAGAGACCCUUGGGCUUGCCUGGGAAGCUGUCCCAGCCCUAGGGCCAGCACCUUGCACAUGGAGGCUUCUGGAGUGGGGGUGGGGCGGCCCUUCAGUUACUCAACCACAUUACUGUCCGUCCGUCCGUGUGUGCUCACACUGCAUCAGCGAAUCCAGCCACCUCUGGGAUGAGCCAGCUGGAGGGCUGAGAUUCCCCUUUCCUUCACUACUCAGGAGACCUUGCAGAAAGCCUCUGGGCUGCCCACCAAGGCUGGGGUCCCACUUCCAGGGGGACACAGUGCCCCAGCCAGCUCGGACCUGCAAGGGAUCAUCACAUACUUGCACAAUGAAGGCUGAUUUACACA
Peromyscus maniculatus bairdii (prairie deer mouse) is the source of this 1920-nucleotide messenger RNA. The record is from RefSeq and is a predicted model, not a curated record. NCBI's taxonomy places the organism in Eukaryota, Metazoa, Chordata, Mammalia, Rodentia, Cricetidae.